CAAAUACGUGGGCGUUAUAAUAUAUAUAGUAAUUUCUACCCUUAUUGAUUAAAACCUGUUUCCUACGAGUCGUUAAGGGAUGUCUUGAGUUGCGCCCAGCACCUCCGCUUCCAGUCACAAUUCAGAAAACAAAUACGGAGGCGUGUCUUCUCCACAGCCCGACCGGUUUGAGCCGCGCGUCUGUAGGACCGAUUCGGCUGUGCUAUUGGAACAAAUGAAGUACUUUCUCCGGCGCUUGUAACAGUUCACAGCUCAUUCUGCCUAGCUAAUCGAAGACUGCCCGUGGAUGGAUUUCUCCGGGAUUUGCACAGCCUAACAUGGAUGCCCCACCGUUCCUUGAAUCGGAAGGUUGUUUCUUGGCGCAGUGAGAGACGGAACAUGCAGGGAUUGCUAAUGGAUUUGGGAAGCAUAUGCCCUCCUAUCUAAAGUGACCAUGCCGUGAUCCUGCGCGUGGGCCGUCACCCUGCUUAACGUCAAUAGAAGAAUUUCGGGGAAUCUAACAAUACAGGGAAUAAACACUGUGCAUUAUACAAACAACAUGAAGAUUACCUCCCCACUGAUAACUAAUGUGAGCUUCAGGUGCACCGUCAGGCUUCUUCUGCUGCUAUUACUAUGUGUGGGAUAUUCUCGCGGGAUGCCGCAUGUUUUAAGAUUUGGAGGUAUAUUUGAGUCUGUUGAAAGUGGUCCUUCAGGAGCAGAGGAACUGGCCUUUAAAUUUGCUUUAAACACAAUCAACAGAAACAGAACCCUACUGCCAAACACAACACUAACCUAUGACAUUCAGAGGAUAAACAUCUAUGACAGCUUCGAAGCUUCAAGAAAAGCCUGUGAUCAGCUGUCCCUGGGAGUGGCCGCCAUAUUUGGUCCCUCCCACAGCUCUUCAGCCAAUGCAGUCCAGUCCAUCUGCAAUGCACUUGGAGUGCCCCACAUCCAGACCAAAUGGAAGCACCAGGUGUCGGACAACAGAGACUCCUUCUAUGUCAGCCUGUACCCCGACUUCUCCUCCCUCAGCCGGGCCAUCCUAGACCUGGUGCACUUCUUCAAGUGGAAGACAGUCACCGUGGUCUACGAUGACAGCACAGGUCUCAUCCGGUUACAGGAGCUCAUCAAGGCACCGUCUCGUUACAACAUCCGCUUGAAAAUCCGGCAGUUGCCGGCAGAGACGAAGGAUGCCAAGCCCCUGCUGAAAGAGAUGAAGCGAGGGAAGGAGUUCCAUGUCAUCUUCGACUGUGGACAUGAGAUGGCUGCGGGGAUUCUCAAACAGGCACUUGCCAUGGGGAUGAUGACUGAAUACUACCACUACAUCUUCACAACCCUGGACCUCUUUGCCCUGGAUGUGGAGCCAUACCGCUACAGUGGGGUGAACAUGACGGGGUUUAGAAUUCUCAACACCGAGAACACCCAGGUCUCCUCCAUCAUUGAAAAGUGGUCCAUGGAACGGUUGCAGGCUCCGCCCAAACCGGAUUCAGGCCUGCUGGAUGGAUUUAUGACGACGGACGCUGCUCUGAUGUACGACGCGGUGCACGUGGUCGCGGUGGCGGUCCAGCAGUCCCCGCAGAUCACGGUCAGCUCCUUACAGUGCAACCGCCACAAGCCCUGGCGCUUCGGCAACCGCUUCAUGACCCUCAUCAAAGAGGCUCACUGGGAUGGGUUGACUGGUCGGAUAACUUUCAACAAAACCAACGGCCUCCGGACGGAUUUUGAUUUAGAUGUGAUCAGUCUGAAGGAGGAGGGGCUUGAGAAGAUCGGAACGUGGGAUCCCCCGAGUGGCUUGAAUAUGACUGAGAACCAGAAGGGCAAGACGACUAAUGUUACGGAUUCCUUGUCUAACAGGUCCCUGGUCGUCUCCACCAUACUGGAGGAGCCUUACGUGAUGUUCAAGAAGUCGGACAAGCCGCUGUACGGGAACGACCGCUUCGAGGGCUUCUGCAUCGACCUCCUGCGGGAGCUGGCCAGCAUCCUGGGCUUCAACUACGAGAUCCGGCUGGUGGAGGACGGCAAGUACGGGGCCCAGGAGGAGACCUCGGGCCAGUGGAACGGCAUGGUCAAGGAGCUCAUGGACCACAAAGCUGAUCUUGCAGUGGCUCCCCUGGCCAUCACUUACGUGCGGGAGAAAGUCAUCGACUUUUCGAAGCCCUUCAUGACGCUGGGGAUAAGUAUUCUGUACCGCAAGCCCAACGGCACCAACCCCGGGGUGUUCUCCUUCCUCAACCCGCUCUCGCCUGAUAUCUGGAUGUAUAUUCUGCUGGCUUACUUGGGUGUCAGUUGUGUGCUGUUUGUCAUAGCCAGGUUUAGUCCCUAUGAGUGGUAUAACCCUCACCCGUGCAAUCCCGACUCAGACGUGGUGGAAAACAAUUUCACCUUGCUAAAUAGUUUCUGGUUCGGAGUUGGAGCUCUCAUGCAGCAAGGUUCUGAGCUCAUGCCCAAAGCUCUUUCCACCAGGAUUGUAGGCGGGAUCUGGUGGUUUUUUACGCUGAUCAUCAUCUCGUCCUACACCGCCAACCUGGCCGCGUUCCUCACUGUUGAGCGCAUGGAGUCACCAAUCGAUUCCGCCGAUGACCUCGCCAAACAGACUAAGAUCGAGUAUGGCGUGGUGGAAGAUGGGUCAACUAUGACGUUCUUCAAGAAAACGAAGAUUUCCACGUACGAUAAGAUGUGGGAGUUCAUGAGCAGCCGCCGGCACUCGGUCAUGGUGAAGAACGUGGAGGAGGGGAUCCAGCGCGUCCUCACCUCUGACUACGCUUUCCUGAUGGAGUCCACCACCAUCGAGUUCGUCACUCAGCGCAACUGCAACCUGACCCAGAUCGGCGGGCUCAUCGAUUCGAAGGCGUACGGAGUGGGCACGCCCAUGGGCUCUCCAUACCGGGAUAAGAUCACCAUCGCAAUCCUGCAGCUUCAGGAAGAGGGGAAGCUGCACAUGAUGAAGGAGAAGUGGUGGCGUGGCAACGGCUGCCCCGAAGAGGAAAGCAAGGAGGCUAGCGCCCUGGGCGUGCAGAACAUCGGCGGGAUCUUUAUCGUUCUGGCCGCUGGCCUGGUGCUCUCUGUAUUUGUGGCGGUGGGGGAGUUCUUGUAUAAGUCCAAACAAAACGCACAACUUGAAAAGAGGUCCUUCUGUAGUGCCAUGGUGGAGGAGCUGCGGGUGUCACUGAAGUGCCAACGCCGACUCAAACACAAGCCCCAGGCCCCUGUCAUGGUCAAGACUGAGGAGGUCAUCAACAUGCACACGUUUAAUGACAGAAGACUGCCAGGCAAGGAAACAAUGGCCUAAAAAAUAUUAUAUAUAUCACAACAACUACAACUACAAAAAACAACAAAAACAUUUAUAUUUGUCUCUUGUGGAAAGUGGGGAGAGAGUGAGGGGGCUGGGAGGGGAGGGAAGGGAAUUUGGUAGGAGGGUUCGGGGUUGGAUGGGGACAGGAUUGGGGGGCCAGGGACAUGGGUGGAUGUAUUAUGGGGAGGGGAGCAGAAAAAUUUGCCCGGAGCACGGACUGUCAUCGUUGUUUAAAACAAUUUGCCAGAGAAAAAAAAAAUGUUUCCUGUGGAAAUACUCGAUCCCCGGGCAAAACCAAGUGAGUUACCUCAAUGCAUCUGACACUUGGGAAAAGACUCUGUUACAAGUGGCAGCAUACAGAGUAAAAUAAAUACAUUUAUUUAAAACGGACUCUGAUUCGGAGUGGAGUGAAGAAAAUUAAUCACAGCUGAUAAAAAAAGAAGGAUAUUGGUAUCUGGGGUCAAACGCGUGUGGUUUGAGAUCAGUUGUCCCUUCUUUUGAAUGUUUCAAUGUGAAUUGGUGACCGAUGUUCUUACGAGGACCCAUAAGUGUUCUCUUAAUACGCAACAUUCACAGAGCGCUGUCAAGUUCACAGAAUAUGCAUCUCACACACUGUACAUACAUGCAUACACAAACACACGUACAGAAACACACACAGGCACACACACAGUGCAAACACACAUAUGGAAACACACAUUCAAAUAUAAAUUGGGAGGAAAAACAAGUGGACAGAUUGUAAUAGGAUACAUAUUUUUUUGUAUGUUGUAUUUGUUCUGUUUCAAAUGAGAGAAAGAAUAAAAUGUGUUACAACAGCCAGGCCAAAAUUGGGUCACGCCCACACCACCACAAACAGAUGGUGAUCUUGUCCAUUCCAAACCAUUUGACUAACAAAUUGUAAAAUUUUGGAUCAGGGGCAGAAAAAUGAAGAAAAAUAUCAUUUGGGCAAUAAAUGAUUUUAUUUAAUUUUGCUUUACUUCAUACUACUAACACAUUUUAACAUAAUCGAGGGAGGGGUGCGAGGGAGGGGGGGAAAUAAUAUUUUUCAUAUAUAUAUAAUAUAUCACAUGAAAAAAAAACAAUCUAUUGCUUAUUUGUGUUUAAAUGUUCAGUAGAACCAAUACAGGCUGUUCUUUGGGAAGAGGGAGUCACUGAGCUUCACAGGUGGGGUCCUGUUGACCGGAUCUCGAACCCGGAGCAAUUUAGUUUGAGUGUUGACAGCGGGGGCCGGAUCGCCUAAAACAAACUCACAGUCAUUACCAAUGGGAGAAACCGUAUUUAUUCAAUUAUUUAUUGUUUUUAUUUAUGAAUUUGUUUAUUUAUGCUUUCAUGGACUGUAUCAUGACAGCUGUAAAAAUUCGUCUCAUUGACAUCCAUAACGCCUUCCUGUUUAUUUUUUUUUGGAAUUAUUUUCUUUUUUUAUUCCUGUUUUGAUUUAUUAUAUGCUUUUGUUAUCUUUUUUUUUGUAUUUAUUUUAGAAACAAAAUCUUCACAUUUACUUGUGGAAAUGCAAGAUUUCUAUGAUAAAAAAAGUUUUUUGUAUGAAGAAAAAAAAACAAAUUUUGUAAUAAUUUUUAUCGACAAAAAUCCGACCGUGGGCGUCUGUGAGUCCUCCAUGCGUCCAGCGCCC
Messenger RNA from Anguilla anguilla (European eel), 4898 nucleotides. It is a transcript of the gene grik2, whose product is annotated as glutamate receptor, ionotropic, kainate 2. Lineage: Eukaryota; Metazoa; Chordata; Actinopteri; Anguilliformes; Anguillidae. The record is from RefSeq and is a predicted model, not a curated record. The transcript has 18 exons. Gene Ontology annotation, molecular function: transmitter-gated monoatomic ion channel activity involved in regulation of postsynaptic membrane potential; kainate selective glutamate receptor activity. Gene Ontology annotation, cellular component: kainate selective glutamate receptor complex; presynaptic membrane; postsynaptic membrane. Gene Ontology annotation, biological process: synaptic transmission, glutamatergic; monoatomic ion transport; modulation of chemical synaptic transmission. The coding region runs from base 539 to 3268 and encodes 909 amino acids.